This is a messenger RNA of Limanda limanda (common dab), 3410 nucleotides long. RefSeq names its product DNA cross-link repair 1C, PSO2 homolog (S. cerevisiae) (gene dclre1c). The coding region runs from base 47 to 2029 and encodes 660 amino acids. Gene Ontology annotation, biological process: protection from non-homologous end joining at telomere; interstrand cross-link repair; double-strand break repair via nonhomologous end joining. Lineage: Eukaryota; Metazoa; Chordata; Actinopteri; Pleuronectiformes; Pleuronectidae. The record is from RefSeq and is a predicted model, not a curated record. Gene Ontology annotation, molecular function: damaged DNA binding; 5'-3' DNA exonuclease activity. The transcript is spliced from 15 exons.
GUUUCUUUUAAUCCCAGCGGACAUGACGUAAAGGAUCGUUGUAGCCAUGAGCUCGUUCACAGGGCGGAUGAAGGAGUAUCCCGCGCUGUCCCUGGACCGGUUCGACCGGGACAACAUCUUCUCCCGGGCUUACUUCCUGUCCCACUGCCACAAAGAUCACAUGAAGGGGCUGAAGGGGCCUCUGCUGAAGAGGAAGCUUCAGUUCAGUCGCACAGUCCGGCUCUACUGCUCUUUUGUGACCAAGGAGCUCCUGCUCAGUAAUCCUAAAUACCAGUUCUGGGCCCAGUUCAUAGUUCCACUGGAGCUGGAGAGUCCCACUCAGAUCUCCCUGGUGGACGAGGCUUCAGGAGAGAAAGAAGAGCUCGUGGUGACAUUGCUUCCUGCAGGUCAUUGUCCGGGCUCUGUCAUGUUCCUGUUCGAGGGUUCUCAGGGAAACGUGUUGUACACAGGAGACUUCAGGUUCGCUGUGGGAGACGCGUCCAGGAUGGAGCUUCUCCACUCGGGAAGCAGGGUUAAAGAUAUUCAGAGCAUUUAUCUGGACUCCACUUUCUACGACUCUCGCUUCUAUCAAAUACCCACUCGAGAGGUGUGUCUGAAUGGCAUCUCGGAGCUCAUUGGAAACUGGAUCACUCAGAGUUCUUAUCACGUUGUGUGGCUCAACUGUCGAGCUGCGUACGGAUACGAAUACCUGUUCACCAACCUGGGAGAGACGUUCAACACUCAGAUUCAUGUAAAGAAUCUGGAGAUGUUCAAGAAGAUGCCAGAGAUCCUGAGCUACGUGACAACCGACCGCAGGACUCAGAUUCACGCCUGUCGACACCCGAAGGCUGAGGAGUAUUUACAAGGCAACCGGCUGCCGUGUGGUUGCACCGCCGGGGACGGGACUCGUCUUCAAAUCAUCAGCAUCAAACCGUCGACCAUGUGGUUCGGGGAGAGAACCAGGAAAACCAAAGUUAUAAUAAAAACAGGAGCCUUUUCCUACAGAGCCUGUUUCAGUUUCCACUCUUCUUACGCUGAGCUGAAAGACUUUCUGACGUAUCUUCAGCCUGUCAACAUCCAUCCCAGCGUGAUCCCUAUGGGCCGGACUCUGACUGAGGUCACACAGAUGUUGAAGCUGAUGUGCAGGGACCAAUCUGAUCAGACAGCGUUCGUAUAUAAACCUCUGGGAGUCCUCAAACGCAGCAGGAUGGAGCAAACUACCAACGAUUCUGGCAGCGAUGACGACCUGUUUGACAGACUGGGUGUGGCACCAGUGAGGAAGAAGAUGGGGCUGAACCAAGAAGAAGAAGAAGAGAAAAUUCAGAGUCACCAGAGAACAGCGCCCCCUUUAUCUGUGGAUGAGUCUUUAACUCGGUCAGUCGCCGACACACAGUCUGUUGCAUGUGACUACGUCGACUGCACCGAGUCCAAUGGUGAAGAUGAGGAAGAGGAGGAGGAGCACGAGGGACAGGGGGACAUUAAACCGAUGAAGGAGGAGGUGACUCAAGAAGAAGAGAACAAGAUGGAGGCAGAAAACCAAGAGAUUCCAAAGUGGGAGGACUUCUUCUAUGCAGAAAUGCCGACUGACAGCCAGAACAGCCAAUCACAGUCCUGCUGCUCCUACGCCACACCCUCCCCCUCCAGAAUGACCAGCUCGCAGACGCCCGAACUGUUCAGUGAUGAUGACGGAGAAGAAGAAACACCUGAAAGCAACGACCACGAACCCUUCAGCCUGACCCUGUCUGCCUCCUUGUCCAAUCAUUCGUCCCAGAACAUGGACUCGUGUUUCCCCGACACCUUGAUCCUACAGCCGGAGCGAGAACGAGGAGAAACGGGGACCAAUACGGUCGCUCAGAGGCAAGAGGACUACGGUCCGAUCCUCCAAUCAGAGCCGGAGGAGCUGUCACACUCUCAGGCGUCGUCAGACUUUGACAUUCCCUGCACGCCAGAGUCGAAGGCGCCACGACCAGAUGAACUGUCCCAGCUGUACCAGGCGUUGGCGUCAGGAGAGGAAGACCUCCUCAGAAAAGGGAGUAAGGGCGUUGCUUGACUGAGAGGAAGAUGAACGUUGUGGCGGCUCCAGAAAGUGAAGCCGAUCUGGUGCCUGGCUGCUGUAAAGCUCUUAAACCCCAACUCCUCCAUGUAUGUGGAUGGGACAUGAACCAAACCAAGUAUAAAUGUUUCUCAGGGAUCAAAACAAAUUUAAUUUAAAUAUUUUAGUUUCUGUUUGUCAGGUUUUCAUCCCUGUCUGUUUGUUUGUACACAAGAUGACACAGAGUCCAGUGGUGGAAGGACGUGUUACUGCUCAGGAAAGAAUCCAUUACAUUCCGGUGCGGAUCUCCUCAGGGAGGAUUGUUCCAAAGAGGAAAAUGGUGAAAAACAUUAUCUCACGAAGUUAAAGAAAUAGAAAUAUAAUUCCUGAAUCCGCGCCCUGAUCCAGAUUUGCACCAAUAAAUCUCCCGUGAGUCAUUCCUCAUCCUUCCACCAGGUUUCAUGUGAACCCGUCCUCUAGUUUUAACAUCUCGCUCACAAACAAACAAACGGGUGAAAACACAACCUCCUUGUUGGAGGUAAAUGUUGAUUAUUUUCCUGUCGACGGACCAGCGGAUUCACUAAUGAGCGACUGCAGCCUCGGCCAUGUUAAAGAUAAUCAGCUGAGUGAGAUUCAGUGUAACGGCUUCACAGCAGGAAGCAGAGCACGCCAGCAGGAAGCUCCCAGAGGAGUCAACAGUGGUCGGGAUUAAAAACAACGUGCAGCCUCCCGGAGCUUCACAACAAACCGUCUCUCUCACGGAGUCCUGGUUUGUUUCCACGUCCACGAAAACACACAAGUCUGCCAGCAGGUCGUCAGGGCGGCCAUGACAGGAGCCGGCGUCUCUCACAGAGGACACAGAGGGGCGACGUCCUCCACUGCUGGUUCAAAUGUGAAACUCCUGAUGAGACUGAGCGUGUGAAAGACGCCUGCAGGGAUUCAUCUGCUUCUCCGUCGACGGACCUCAUCCCUCCAUCACUUGCACGUCGCACCCUGCAGGUCACACGGAGGCAGAACAGACCACGAGAACAGUUCAUUUCCAAGAAAAAGUCAAACUUUAAAUGUGAUUUAAAUUGAUUUGUUGACAAAACAAUGCACUUUACUUAAUUACAAUGUUCUGAUGUUUGUCACAGCUGCUUUAAAAACGUUGUGAUUUAAUCACCUGUUAAGUUUUCACCUGUCUGUUAGUGUUUAGUUUGCAGGAUUAAGCUAAAAGUGAGAAAUGACUCAAAGUAGAAUCUUUGGUGCAGAUCAAGGGAUUUCUUUUUCUUUAACACGAUAGGAAGUUUUUCAACAUUGUUCUUGAUUCUCAGAGAUUAUUUCAAGAAUCCUGAUGAAAACAAUGUUUAGAGGAAUGAUAUUUAUGCGGUUUCUGUUUUCCAUUCAGAUACUUUCUGAU